Molecule: messenger RNA, 3572 nt
Organism: Condylura cristata (star-nosed mole)
Lineage: Eukaryota; Metazoa; Chordata; Mammalia; Eulipotyphla; Talpidae
Gene: MIS18BP1
Product: MIS18 binding protein 1
Exons: 17
Coding region: 108-3572 (1154 amino acids)
Source: RefSeq, a predicted model, not a curated record
AUGUAGCAGAAUAUCGCCUUUCAUUGCUGGACAUCUAUCAGUUAUGUGCUGAAAAUUGUGUUUAAGUGAAUUUUCUGUUAGAGGAACUUGUUGCUACUGUUACCAAGAUGAUUGCUACACCCUUGAAACAUCCAGUAAUUCACUUGUCUUCAGAAGCAUCUUCUCAGAAGAGAAAUAUGCCCAUGCAUGCAAUCUUCUUUGACAACAUUCCUUCAGGCACACUAACCCCUGUGAAAGAUUUGGUGAAGUAUCGGGAUUCCUCUUUAAAAUUGAAUGACAACAAAACAAAUCAAUUCCUAGAUAUGACAGUUUUUCAUAAUAAAAAUGUAUUUCAGUCUACCAUGCUUACAGAGGCUGCUACCACCAACAGUUCUCUUGAUAUCAGUGCUAUAAAGUCCAACAUGGAUAUAUUACAAAAUAAAGCAAACUAUGAAUCACCAGGAAAAAUAUUUAAAAGAAUGAAAGAAAAAGUACUGCGUGAUAAGCAAGAACAAGCAUCAAGAAAUGACACUUUGUUGAGACCACCAAAAACUAAAAAUAAUAAAAUAUUCACUCCUACUGAAGCUGAGGAAAAAAUAUUGCAGAAUACCUACCUGUGUGAAGAAAAGGAAAACAAUUUCUUCCAGUCAAGUAACAGUUCACAGAGAGCCCCAACCUCAGUCCAAGAAGUUCCUCUAGAAUCAAGUAUUUUCCUUCCAGUCAAGUCAAAGACUGGAUGUCGAAAAAAGAAAGCACCUCCGCACAAUUUAACUUACGAGCUUUCCGUUCUGAGUCCUGGGCAGGAAAAUGUUGCAGUUUCAGGUACCUCCAACAAGGCCUUAACUAGAGCUCAGCUGGCUAAACAGAUUCUUCACUCCAAGGAAAAUGCAACUAUAACCAUUGAGUCCAAAAAGAACACAUUUGUGGUAGAAGACAUUGAUUCUACCUAUGAACAGUCGCAAAGUACUGGUCUUGAGACUCUCACUAUUAACUGUGUUCCAGUUAAGCAUGGCAUUCAACCUAUGACAUCUGAUUAUAAGGUGACAACAAAAGGAACCACACAAAGGGAAGUAAAGGAAAAGAAAGAGAAAACAAUGCUCAGAGAACCUGAUCUUUCAGGUUCCAUGAAUGAUACAUGUAAAAUUGUACUUGCAACUCCCAGAGUUCAUAUAACAAUACCUCAGAGAUCAGAAAGAAAUGCAUCAAGGUGUUCUCUUCCAAGUACAUUUCAAACUAUUACAAAUGAAGUUAAAAAAAAUAAGGUAGUUCAGCUGAAGGAUUGGAUGAUUAAAAGCAUCAAGGAUAACACUGCUGUAUGUGUAGAAGGAAAACUGAUAGAUGUCACUGACAUAUACUGGCACAGUAAUGCAAUUAUAGAACGAAUUGAGCACAACAAACUUAGGACUUUAUCAGGCAACAUUUACAUAUUGAAAGGAAUAAUAGAUAGGAAUUCUAUGAAAGAAGCAGGAUAUUCAAAUUAUUUCAUAAGGAAGUUUAUGUUUGGAUUUCCAAAAAAAUGGGAAGAGUACAUUGGUAGUUUUCUAGAACAAUUAAGGGCUUGUGAAAAAAAAGGGGGGAAAGCCAGAAAAAAUCAGAAAAUUGGAUUAUUUGUCCCUGAUGUUCAAAAAUCAAUGAAAAGUGAUGCAGGAGAAAACCAGUCAGAUGUCCUUCAAAGAGCCCAAACCACUUAUGACCUUGAUUAUGAUCAUUUGGAACAGAAUAGUAAGCACAAUGGGUUGCCAGGAGCUACAGAGUUAAAUGUUUGCCAUAGUAAUCAACAAAAUAAACCAACAUUAAGGUUUCCAGAUGAUCAAAUAAAUAGUACUGUUCAAGCUGGAGGAGAAUAUGACUUAUCUAAUCAGGGGCUUUGUGAACUUUCUGGCUCUGCCUUAGUGAUUAAUGCUGGGAACAAGCCUCCAGGCCUAUGCUGUCGGGGGUUGGUGAAAGGGUUGCAAGCCUUGCAGCUACCCCAGUUACCAGAUCACCUGAUUUUCCUCCCCACCACCUGGACUCUAUGUGCCCACUUGCGCAAAAGAAUUGAAGAUUUGAAUGUAUCCAUUGAUAUUCUAACCUCAAGUGAACAGUUUUUCUUAGACAAAGGAAGAAAAUACAUGACUGUUAAUCCAAGAGAAGCUUAUAUUUUAGUAACACCACUUAAAUCUAAAAAGGUGAUAGAGCAAAAAUGCAUGAAGUAUAAUCUGUCUUCUAGCACCAUUAAAGCAGUAACAGAUUGUGUAGUACCAAGGCAUCAGGAAGAAAGUGAAUCAGAAAUAAAUGAAACUGUAAACAUGACCUGUAAGCCCACAGAGUCUUUAGAAGAUGCAAGUGAGUACAGUGUGGGGCAUAAAUAUGAAAACAAGGAAAGUUGCGCUGAAUGUGAUAUACUCACUAUUGGGCCUAAAAAGGAACAAAUGAUCACUUCUGACUUAAAAAAAAGUCCCAAGUUGUUACCAAAAUCGAAGAAAAUCAAAAAUCAAGUAACUAUGUCAUUUUAUAAGCAUGAAUCUUCAUCAAAUUUGUCUAGUGAAGAGAGUGAAACAGAAAAGGAAAUUAGAAGGAAAACUGGUAUUAAAAAAGUCAGAAGAAGUACCAGAAAAACAGUGAUUCAGCUAAGAAAAAGUACAACAAACACAAGGAAAAUCCCAAUGACUUCUCAAUCUGAAACUGAAGAAAGUGAAAAUGAAUUUCAUAUCAGACCAAAAAAAGCCAGAUGUUCUGCUAAAGAAACUCAGCAGAAAUCUGGUGUUAGGAAUAAGCUUCCAACUAUUGAGGUGAUGGGAUCUGGUAAGAUGGACAGCCAUUCCUUAAAAUAUUCACCUGCUGUAAUUCAAAGUGAGGACUGGAAUGAGGAGGAGCUACAGAAACUCCAUUGUGCUUUUACAUCUCUACCAAAGCACAAACCUGGCUUUUGGUCAGAUGUAGCUAUGGCUGUAGGGUCUCGAUCUGCUGAAGAAUGCCAGAAGAAAUACACAGAAAAUCCCCGAGAAAAAGGAUCGCGGAAACAUGUCACUGAGAAAAAGCCAGUCAAUCCCAAAAACCGAAAUGGCAAAAUAGGUGAUGCUGCUAAGACACAAAUAGUUAAGAUAACUGCUAGAGUGGGAACUCUUAAAAGGAAGCAGCAGAUGAGGGAUUUUCUGGAACAGUUGCCAAAGGAUGACCAUGAUGAUUUUUUCAGUACAACCCCUUUGCAGAAUCAAAGAGUACUGUUGCCAAGUUUCCAGGAUAGUCAAGAAGAAGAUGAUAUUCUGCCAAACAUGGACAGAAAUCCGUCACCUCCAUCAUCAGUUAUCUUUCCACUGGCAAAAACUCCUCAGUGUCAGCAUGUUAGCCCUGGCAUGCUAGCCUCUAUAAAUAGGGAUGAUUGUGAUAAAUAUGUCUUUCGUAUGCAAAAAAACCAUAAAAGUGGUGUUGUCUGGGGCAAUAUCAAGAAAAAAAUAGUUGAAAAUGAUUUUUCAACUCCAACUUCAAGAAAAACCUCAUUUAACAAAGAAUUAGGAGAAAACUCUGGUAUUGGAAAACUUUUCACUAAUGCUAUGGAGUCUUUAGAUGAAGAAGAGAAAGAUUAUUAUUUUUCAAACUCUGAUUCUGCAUAG